AUGUCUAUCUUUGGAGGAAACGCCAACAACGCCACGGGCGUUAACAACAUCCCUGCGCCGGCGAGCGACGACGACAAGAACGUCCCCCCACCUGACGCCGCGACGCGCAUUGCGGAUUUCGUUCGGGAGGACCCCAUUGCCCUUUAUACCUUUGACUCGCGUGUAAUCCGUGACGAGGCUGGCUGGCAGUCCAAGGAUAACAUCACGGAGCUUUGCCGUCGGCGACGGGACGGGAGCCAGAGCUGUGUGAAGGUCGCGGCCGAGAGCAAGGCUCUCUUCAAGAUGAUGCAGACGCUCGGAUUCUACUGCGCGCUCCCCGCUCUGCCCACUGAAACGCACAUGGAGUGUCGCAUGAUUCCCCGCUCGUCGUAG
Cutaneotrichosporon oleaginosum is the source of this 372-nucleotide messenger RNA. RefSeq lists its product as uncharacterized. The record is from RefSeq and is a predicted model, not a curated record. NCBI's taxonomy places the organism in Eukaryota, Fungi, Basidiomycota, Tremellomycetes, Trichosporonales, Trichosporonaceae.